This is a messenger RNA of Limulus polyphemus (Atlantic horseshoe crab), 2410 nucleotides long. RefSeq lists its product as uncharacterized. The record is from RefSeq and is a predicted model, not a curated record. The transcript has 6 exons. Lineage: Eukaryota; Metazoa; Arthropoda; Merostomata; Xiphosura; Limulidae. Bases 78 to 983 code for a protein of 301 amino acids.
AGCGAUCAUCGUUGGCAGACUCAGCGUGUUCUUGAUCUAAGAAGCGUUUGUGGACACAAACGAUUUGGAGCUACCACAUGUGUGAUGGGAUGUCAGCCUUCCGUGGGCUCCUUCUUCUUCUUCUUCUGUCAGGUUUCGUGGCUUUCCACGAGCUUGAAGCGUUGAAGAUUACUCGACUGUCCGUUCCCCGAUGGAUAGAAAAUGGAACCUUAGAGUCUGUCACUUUGGACUGUGAAUACAGUCUCACGGAUAAAGACAACCGCCUUGUUGUCAAAUGGUUUUUUAACGAUGAUCCCAAACCCAUAUACCAGUGGAUUCCAGAACUUGGUUCCCGGCUGGUUUCAGAAAAGCUACAAGGACGUAUUGACAUGAACUUCUCCGUCACUCCAUCCAGCAAGUUCACUGAAUUCAGAAAUCUCCGAAUCCUGAAACCGACGUCCCAGCUUAGUGGCAAGUACUCCUGUCAUGUAGCAUCUUUCAAUGGAAUUGACACAGCAGAAGGAGAAAUGACCGUUUACGCUCCAGCUAAACUUCUUCGCUUCAAUUACACCAAAACGAAGUCCGACCGAGCUAAGUUUAGUUGUGAAGUGGGUCAUGUUUACCCAGUGCCAGACAUCAGCGUAUAUAAAAUAUCACCAGGGGAAAGCGAACCCACCAUCAUAACAGACGGAGUAGCAAAAGUUUCUGAUCAAGACGACAGUUAUAGAGUACUAGUAACUUAUGAGGUAAAAGACAGUGAGCUUAAACCAGAUGGCGCCACACGGUUUGAGUGUCUUAUCCUCUUUCCCGGAACAGACUAUAAGAGAUAUAGCAGCAUAACCUAUUAUCCAGGUGGCGCUGCACGAACCGUAGCAAAUGUUCAGUAUUUUGGAGAUCAGUCACCAAGUGGCAGCCAGAGCAUUUCAACCUACUUAGGCAUGAUCUUUUUAAACGUGGCACUCGUUUUUGGGGGGACGAAUAGGUUACUUUUGGGGCAAUUCUAACCUGCCAAUUUUGUAGAGUUCCCAAUGUUAUCUUCUAAUAAGAUUAUUAGUACCAUGCUUUAUUCUGUCACCAAAGCCAUGAAUCUCAUCCUGGACUAGGGACCACAUAUAAGUCCUGGUACUACGUUGGGUAAAGCUGAUAAUCAGACGUCUCAGACACGAAACGAUUAAGAAAUUUAUCAUCCAUCGCAUUCUUUGUAUUUUCUUUGAGAACCGAGCAGAAAAAGCGGCAAUUCUGUCGUUAGAAAAUCAACUAUUUUGUACUAAACACGUACAAGGUGUCGUAUGGAAAUGGAUCGAGAAAUUGGUACUUCGUUUUAUCAUUUGUUCAAGAAAGUUUGACUAAAAUACUGGAACUUUGCGCGUAGUUUUGAAACUCCAUGAGAAGCUAUUAUAUUUCAUUUAUAAUUCUAAAAGUUUAAAAUUAUCUCAGUAUAUUGUCUUAUCAACCAUCAACCGAGAAAAUGAAAUAACAAGCCUUUGGUGUCUUCUAAUUCGCUUGGUAUUGCAUUGUUUUAUUAGUAUUCCAUAGUCUUGUUGUGCAUGUCUUGUUACGCUAAUAUAUUAAUAAUAAUAAUAAGUUGACAAACAACGAUUAUAAGCAAAAUGAAGUGGUUUAUAUUUCUGUUAACUUGUCCCCCACCCCAAAAAAAAGCCCCUUUAUUAUGUUUGUAACUGUUGUUUGUCAAUUUCGUAUAAUUCCAUAGUCUUAGCAUGUUUCGAGUCGUACGUUAUAUUCUCAAGAGUCUUGGCUAAAGUUAUAAUAUAGAAUUCAUCUUUGCUACUAAAGACUGAUGCACAAACUUGUGGUUAAUGUUCAUGCUUUCUUUCUCAUGUCUCUCACAAGUAAGUUUAGAAAAGUGAGAAUCUGUGUACAACUUUCUACAGAGAAUUUCAUGGCUGAUUGGUAUUGGUUUCGUAUUGCUUUAGCAUUUUAAAUAUUGCUCAUAAUUACUAUGUUUAUUGAGAUUUGUGACUAAUUCUCUUUCAGUACAUAAUAUGAACAUUUAUUAAGUUGUAUAGUUUACAUGUGAAAAUCGGGCUUUGAAAUUUAAAUAUAUAAACGACACAGAUACUUGAAAUCUAUCUUUUUAAAACAAACUUACACAUCCACCUACUAAUAUGUAACAGACACCCCCAGAGAAUACAAAUCAACCGUCUCCAUGACGUCAUAUGCAAACAAACCGCAUGUAUAACUUGGUACAGACCACAGAAUAUAAAAAGGUUAUACCACAAAGUUUCGCGGGAAAUAAUCGUUAUUUUCACAAGAUCGAUUAGUUGGACGAUGAGAGAGCGAUCAAAGUCAGCGAGAAAUAGCCAGGUCACUUACCGUUGUCCACAGUGAAUAGGGUGACAACGCCAUUCUGAUCACGUUAGGAAACAACAGUUCCUGCAUGAUCUAAACGCCCAGAGCAAAUUAACUAAUC